Messenger RNA from Lipotes vexillifer (Yangtze River dolphin), 3090 nucleotides. RefSeq names its product plexin domain containing 2 (gene PLXDC2). The record is from RefSeq and is a predicted model, not a curated record. Bases 143 to 1735 code for a protein of 530 amino acids. The transcript has 14 exons. Lineage: Eukaryota; Metazoa; Chordata; Mammalia; Artiodactyla; Lipotidae.
AGAAAUUUACAAAGGCCUCUGCAUCCCGCCGAGACCAGUCCUCAGCGUUCGGCCCCGUUGUCCCCGUUCCCAGCGGGAGCCCCGGGGCACAGGGUGCCGGAGAAGUACUGGCGGGGAAGGGGAGGGAGGUCGCGGCAGCGGCAUGGCGAGGUUCCCGAGGGCCGACCUGGCUGCUGCAGGAGUUGUGUUACUUUGCCACUUUUUAAUGGACCGGUUUCAGUUCACUGAAGGGAAGCCUGGAAACCAAGUCAAUGAUGGGCACUAUCAGGUUGCUCAGGCCUUCCCACAAACAGAAGAGGAGGUGGAGGUGGAUUCCCAUGCAUUCAGCCACCGGUGGAAAAGGCACUUGGAUUCUCUCAAGGCGGUAGACUCAAACCGAGCCAGCCUGGGCCAAGACCCCCCAGAGCCCAGAGGCUUCACGGACCUGCUCCUGGACGACGGGCAGGACAACACCACCCAGAUUGAGGAGGACACAGAUCAUAAUUACUAUAUAUCUCGGAUAUAUGGUCCAUCUGAUUCUGCCAGCCGGGAUUUGUGGGUGAACAUAGACCAAAUGGAAAAGGACAAAGUGAAGAUUCAUGGAAUACUGUCCAAUACUCAUCGACAAGCUGCAAGAGUGAAUCUGUCCUUCGAUUUUCCAUUUUAUGGCCAUUUCCUACGUGAAAUCACUGUGGCAACUGGGGGUUUCAUAUACACUGGAGAAGUUGUACAUCGAAUGCUAACAGCCACACAGUACAUAGCACCUUUAAUGGCAAAUUUUGAUCCCAGUGUAUCCAGAAAUUCAACGGUCAGAUAUUUUGAUAAUGGCACAGCACUUGUUGUCCAGUGGGACCACGUACAUCUCCAGGAUAAUUACAACCUGGGAAGCUUCACAUUCCAAGCAACCCUCCUCAUGGAUGGACGCAUCAUCUUCGGAUAUAAGGAAAUUCCUGUCUUGGUCACACAGAUAAGUUCGACCAAUCACCCAGUGAAAGUGGGGCUGUCAGAUGCAUUUGUCGUUGUCCACAGGAUCCAACAAAUUCCCAAUGUUCGAAGAAGAACAAUUUAUGAAUACCACCGAGUAGAACUACAGAUGUCAAAAAUCACCAAUAUUUCAGCUGUGGAGAUGACCCCAUUGCCUACAUGUCUCCAGUUUAAUGGUUGUGGCCCCUGUGUAUCCUCUCAGAUUGGCUUCAACUGCAGUUGGUGUAGUAAGCUUCAAAGAUGUUCCAGUGGAUUUGAUCGCCAUCGGCAGGACUGGGUGGACAGCGGAUGCCCUGAAGAGGUACACUCAAAAGAGAAGCUCUGUGACACCACAGAGCCAGUGGAACGUUCUACUCAAACCACCACCAUACGAGCAACAAGCACACAAUUCAGGGUCCUGACGACCACCAGAAGAGCAGCGACACCCCGGCUGCCCACCAGCCUGCCCACAGAAGAUGAUACCAAGAUAGCUCUACAUCUAAAAGAUAAUGGAGCCUCUACAGAUGACAGUGCAGCCGAGAAGAAAGGGGGAACCCUUCACGCCGGCCUCAUCGUUGGAAUUCUCAUCCUUGUCCUCAUUAUAGCUGCAGCCAUUCUUGUGACAGUCUAUAUGUAUCACCAUCCGACGUCAGCAGCCAGCAUCUUCUUUAUUGAGAGACGCCCAAGCAGAUGGCCUGCAAUGAAGUUUCGAAGAGGUUCUGGCCAUCCUGCCUAUGCUGAGGUUGAACCAGUUGGAGAGAAAGAAGGUUUUAUUGUAUCAGAGCAGUGCUAAAAUUUCUAGGACAGAACAGCACCAGUGCUGGCUUACAGGUGUUAAGACUAAAAAUUUGCCUAUACCUUAAACACACACACACACACACACACACACACACACACACACACACACAAGCCCUAAGCUGCUGUAGUCAGAAGGAGAUGAGAUUUCUGGACAAGCUAAGCCCAGGAAGGGUUAAAAAAAAAAAAACCCUAAAACUUAUAGAGGAUACCAAUUACCACUGAACAUAGAAUUCCCUAGUGGAAUGACAUCUCCUGUGGACUUAUCAGAAAUAUGACAAGAUUACAAUGCUGUUGGCUUAAGGUGCAGGGUUGCAAAGGGAUCAAGACAAAAAAUAAUAAAGCUUUAGUUCACGAGGGAUCUACACCUUCGUUCAAAUAUUCUUCUCUGAUAACUGUGUUCCACAGCCUGAACCCAUUCACUCAAAAGAGCAAUAAUGAAUAUUUCAGUUUGCUGAGAAAAGGAGCUGAUGCAGGAGCAAAAACAAACACAAAAUAAGAGGUUUUUCUGUCUUUUCACCAGACGUGGCUAAAGGGUUUUGUUUUUCUGGUCUAGACCCACCUGUUCCAACAAGUUCAUCACUUUACAGGAUGAAUCUUUUACCUGUCCUGGAGGUUCGGACUCCGCCUCCGUCUUCCUUGUUCUGGUUGCCCACUCUAUGAGCAGUGACAGAAUCGCAGCCUUUUAGCUAAGUGUGAGAAAGGGGGGAGAGGCAAAGGAGGCUUCUGGUUCCCCUGCCUCAGAGUUAAAACAUCUGAUUUGUUUUAAGAAGUAUUGCCUCCACCGCCCACUGUGAAGUCCUAUGAAGCCACAGUUGCUCUUGGCUGAAGGAAACAAAAGGAAACAAUACGAAGAGUUCCUUAAUCGUUUUUGAAGCAAAAAUGUUAAAGGGUUCUAAACACAUAGGGUUUUUGUUUCCGCUUUUUACUUUUUGCCGUUUCAGUCCGAAAGGCCCAUUUCAUUGUCGAUUCCAAUCUAAGAAGCCAUUCAAGGCAGCACAUCCCUGGCGAUAAAAAGAAGGAAAGAACCCUGCUGAAUCAUACAGUAAUUUUCUUUAAAGCACAUAGUAGUUACAUAAAUAUAUAUAUAUAUAUAUUUUUGUUUAUAACUAACACAAGGCAGGCUCUUGUGACUCAGAGUGCAUUUUGUCAUCAAGACAAAACAAAUGCGAGAUGCAUUACUGCAUACUUCCAUAGAGUUGUAAAAUAAUCCUUAAUAUUAGAAUAUUUUUAUGUCACUUAGCGGAAGUGGUUCAAUUAGUUGCAGUGCCGAUCAUUUUCCUGCCUAUUUGAUCUGCUCUCCCAUUCAUAUCAACCCCUUCCCUCCCUGGUGAAAUAAAGCAGAUGCAAAAA